Messenger RNA from Chaetomium fimeti, 912 nucleotides. RefSeq lists its product as uncharacterized. The record is from RefSeq and is a predicted model, not a curated record. NCBI's taxonomy places the organism in Eukaryota, Fungi, Ascomycota, Sordariomycetes, Sordariales, Chaetomiaceae. The transcript is spliced from 2 exons. Bases 1 to 912 code for a protein of 303 amino acids.
AUGCCACCACCAAGACCAAACCUGCCUCCGCCGGCAAAGCCACGAUACAGUCGCAACUUCGACCCAUGGAAUUCGGUAUCAACAGGCCAUCAGCGUGCCGAAACCAGCGGACCACAGGGAUGGCGCGAGUCGCGAGACCUGAAAAUGAACAGCCAGUUCCGUGGCGGUAACUCGGGCGGAGCGCGCAUCUCAGACAUGGUCGGCGUCGGAUCCGAAGAUUUUGACGACGACCUGGGCAUGUUCGUACCGAAGGAGGUCCGGGCCCGCGCCAUGAGCAGCGUUGCUGACAUGCUGCGCAACCCGGGAUCCAUGCGGGCCCCAUCGCGGCCUUCGUCUUCAUCCUCCGGCUCCGGCCCUUCCCUAUCCCUAGAAACGAGGCCAGGGGACGCAAGGUACAACAAACCCGACGCCAAAUCGGCGGCCGAGGAGAAACCAACCCGAGCCUACGAAGCCAAGGAUGGGGCGGGCGAGGAGGACAACACGAGGCAGACCCAGGAGCGCAAGAUAUUCGAUGGCCUGGUGAUCUACGUCAACGGCAGCACCCACCCGCUCGUGUCCGACAUCAAGCUCAAGCGCCUACUCUCGGAACAUGGGGCGCGCAUGUCGCUCCACCUGGGUCGCCGCCAGGUUACCCACGUUAUCCUGGGGAAGCCGUCCGGCCCGAACGGAGGUGCCGGCGGUGGGUUGGCGGGCGGUAAGCUGGAGAGGGAGAUCCGGCGGGUUGGCGGCUGCGGCAUCAAGUUUGUCGGUGUCGAAUGGGUUCUGGAAAGCAUCAAAGCCGGCAGGCGACUUCCCGAGGCGCGGUUCGCCAAUCUCAAAAUCGCCGCUCGGCGCCAACAGAGUGUUCUCGGAGCCUUCUCGAAGGCCGACGGGAGCACGCAGCAGCCAGCCGUCAACACCCCUGGGAGCUGA